This is a messenger RNA of Periconia digitata, 1539 nucleotides long. The record is from the annotation of a GenBank genome assembly. Lineage: Eukaryota; Fungi; Ascomycota; Dothideomycetes; Pleosporales; Periconiaceae.
CUGCAGCUUCGUUACAGACACACUGGUGGUGAUCUUAACGAAGAGCAAUAUGCCGCGCAUCGGAGGAGUCAGCGACACCGAUUGGUCAGAGCUGGUGACGCGACGCGAACGAGCUUCAUGUCGGUUUGGCAGAACCUCCUGAUCAGUGACUUGCAAUCCUACUCUAAUUUACUUCCGCUCCCCCAUUCGACAUUCCGCCGUUACGAGACCCAGCGACCUAUCUCGCAUGUGUCGACGAUGCGCACUUCCCGAAUUGCCCGCGACACAGCCAGACUCGCUGCAGCCGCGCAAACCCGUUCAUUACGUCAAUCACGCUCAGCUACGAACCCAUCAAUCCAAAGCUCGAGCGGUCUCAAUCUGUCUGCCACGGAAGGCAAACAGCGCGAGUCAGACUCUUUUGUCCACCAUGCUUCUUCACAAUCGGAAUCGGAACUGAGCUCGGCACCCGACUCAGACUCAGACUUUACGGGCAUAGUGACGGCAGCUCCAAAUAAGAAACGCAAACGUGGUCAGGCUGGCGCAGUUGUUGUGAAGCAGCAAGUCAAGGAGACAACCACCGCAAAUAUAUCCCCGCCACAGAAGGCCGCAAAAUCGAAAAAGCCCCGUCGUAUUCCGGCAAAAAAGACAAAGACGGUAGAUGGCAGUUUUAAAACUGAGCCACCACCCAACUGGGAGGAGAUCUACGCUCUUACAAGAGAGAUGCGCAAUGAGAACAUUGCUCCUGUAGAUACGAUGGGCUGCGAGAGUCUUGCAGACCGCCAUGUAAGCCCACGCGAUCAAAGGUUCCAGACCUUGGUUGCUCUGAUGUUGUCAAGCCAGACAAAGGACACCGUGACCAGCGUCGCCAUCAAGGGAAUGCAGGAUAACAUGCCAGGAGGUUUCUCACUCGAAUCGGUCCUAGCUCUCGAACCUCCCGCCUUGAAUGCCUUUAUCAACAAAGUUGGUUUCCAUAACCUCAAGACAAAAUACAUUAAGCAAACUGCCGAAAUUCUCCGCGAUCAAUGGAAUUCGGAUAUCCCCGAUAGCAUCCAAGGGUUGACUUCGUUGCCUGGAGUCGGGCCCAAAAUGGCCUACCUGUGCCUCAGCGCAGCAUGGGGGAGGACAGAAGGGAUUGGUGUUGAUGUUCAUGUGCAUCGCAUUACCAACUUAUGGGGGUGGCACAAAACAAAACAACCCGAAGAAACAAGAGCUGCUUUGGAGUCCUGGCUGCCCAGAGAGAAGUGGCAUGAUAUCAACAAUCUGCUGGUAGGCUUCGGACAGACAAUAUGUUUACCAGUUGGGAGACAGUGUGGCAAUUGCAAACUUUCCGAUCGAGGACUCUGUCCGUCGGCAGUUAUAGCCAAGUCGGCUAGGAUCAAACAAGAGCAGGCUGUGUUGAAGGUAGAGAGAUCAGACGGCGAGGAAACUGUGUGGAGUAAAAAUAUAGAACCAACAAAAAAAACCGUGAUAGCCAGCGGGCCCGCAGUCAAAACUGAGGAGGUAGAAGACAUCGAAGACAUAGGGAAAACAUCAAGGCGGUCGUCUCGCAGGAUCGCGUAA